AUGGAGAUUGACAUUCCCGGCGCCUCUUUAGGCCUCGUACGCAACCGAGACUACGUUUACGUUGAGAGCUCUGGCAUCCUUCGUCUCAAGAAUGGUGAACGCGUCGGCUACCACUUGUUUCACUCCGUCAGCUUUCCAGAAGCUCAGGAACUGCCAAACCGAGUACGUGGCAACAUGUCGUUCUGUGGAAUUUUCCACCAGGAAGGCCCCGAUCGAACAGACUGCCGCGGGACAGGAAUCAUGGACCCAGGAGGGGACAUGAUCCGUGUGAUGGCGGUAAUAGGCAUGGUACAGGCAACCAUGGCUGGCUUAAAGUACUCGUAUUGCGGGCAAAUGAAGAAGUUGGCAUGGCUGCUAGAGCAGCGACACACUCAGGCAAAGGAGCGUGGAGCUCCAGUCGCUGAACCAAUGUGCGUGACUUGCUUCAACCCGAUCAAGAACUCAAAGUUCAGUAUCGGCAAGUCCAGUAGCACUUGCAAGUUGUGCUUUGGAGCUCUUUGCGGCACGUGUAAGAUCUCCAAGAAGCUGAGUUUCAUCACUCCAGACCUGGAGCUUGCCCAGCGCAAGGUCAACUUCUGUGUCAAGUGUCUCGUUGAGGCCACUCGUAUGGACACGCUGGAAGCUGCACGCCAACAGUUCGUCUACAAGAGACGCGUCCAACCAAGUGUAUAUGGCUCAUCCGUUGCGUCCGAUGCGAGCUCAGGCUCCGACGUUACGAACUCGACGAGAUCUCACGAAAGCAUCACCUAG
This is a messenger RNA of Phytophthora infestans T30-4, 750 nucleotides long. RefSeq lists its product as uncharacterized. The record is from RefSeq and is a predicted model, not a curated record. Bases 1 to 750 code for a protein of 249 amino acids. NCBI's taxonomy places the organism in Eukaryota, Oomycota, Peronosporomycetes, Peronosporales, Peronosporaceae. The transcript has a single exon.